Molecule: messenger RNA, 1328 nt
Organism: Aspergillus fijiensis CBS 313.89
Lineage: Eukaryota; Fungi; Ascomycota; Eurotiomycetes; Eurotiales; Aspergillaceae
Product: isopenicillin N synthase family dioxygenase
Exons: 3
Coding region: 179-1189 (336 amino acids)
Molecular function (GO): dioxygenase activity
Source: RefSeq, a predicted model, not a curated record
GUAGUUGCCGGUUAACGGAAGGAGCCCGAAUAAUGCGAUCAUUGCCCGUGAUCUGGCCGAGUCUCCUUGCGUAUUCGACGGCUGUCAAUGAGCUACUUAACCUCACCAGAGGACAUGGGUGCGCGGUUGCCAGCUACUAGCAGUACUUAGGUAGGACUCAACACAACCGCAAUAUAAAAUGGGUAGUCUAUGUGAAGACAGAGCAGCUCACUGCCGGGAGAGUACUGUCGACGCCUCGCGCUUCAUCUCCGGCACACAUGACGAGCAAAGAGACUUUGCGGACGAACUCGUCCAGUCGGUGCUGCGAUGUGGUUUUGUCAAAGUGGUCAACCAUGGGCUCUCUGACGAGCUCAUCGACGAGCUAUUCAUGUGGAAUGAACGGUUCUUUCAACUGGAAGCAGAGCAGAAGUUAGCCAUUGCCAAUCCGGCAGGUCCAACUCCACAGCGGGGAUGGAGCUGCGUGGGUGCUGAGAAGACAUCGCGGCUGUUCAGCCGUGGGGCCAGCUCCAUCGAUCUCACAGAUGCGCGGGAGCACUUUGACGCAGGGUCACCGCAUGAUAAGACCUUCGCGAAUCGCUGGCCGGACAACGCCCUGCCAGGCUUCCAGUCCUUUAUGGAGAACUUUUACAUCAAGUCCCACGAGGCCGCGUUGACCAUCAUGCGCAGCAUCGAGAUGGGGCUCGACCUCCCCCAGGGCUCUUUAGUCGACAAAUGCAGAGGAUCCUCCAGCGAGCUACGUCUCAACCACUACCCGACAAUCGAUAUAGAAGAGCUAGCCCGCAACAAAGUCAGCCGCAUCCAUCCCCACGCAGACCUCGGCGUGAUUACCUGCCUCUUUCAAGACGGCCAGGGCGGACUGGAGAUGGAGGAUCGCACGAACCCUAACUCCUUCUUGCCCAUUGUUGCGGGGAAACGGUCGGAGAUGGUGGUUAACAUCAGCGAGACGUUCCAACUGUGGACGAACAAUGUCCUCCGCCCGGGCGUGCACCAGGUCACUAUUCCCCCAACCAUGAAGCAUCUCAGCUCGGGGAAGAUUGCCUCUCGUCGGUCCUGUGCCUUCUUCCUCAAGGCGGACCGGGAUGCCUCCGUUGCGCCUCUGCCGCAGUUUGUCACCGAGGAAAGGCCGGCGGCGUAUGGGGAGAUGACGGCUUUGCAGUAUCACCAGCAACGAUUGGCAACGGCCUACUAGUUCUUAUUACUCGUGAUGAGCGUAUUCAAGGUCUAUAGAAUGCUCCAAUAUACAGAGAAUGCUCGGGGUUUCACAUUCUAGCUCUAGUGUUGUCGUUCUCAGUUCCAGAUGCAGAAAAAGACUAUCUAUAUCUCAUACU